This is a messenger RNA of Theileria orientalis strain Shintoku, 2106 nucleotides long. RefSeq names its product papain-family cysteine protease. The transcript is spliced from 9 exons. Lineage: Eukaryota; Apicomplexa; Aconoidasida; Piroplasmida; Theileriidae. Gene Ontology annotation, molecular function: cysteine-type endopeptidase activity. The coding region runs from base 1 to 2106 and encodes 701 amino acids. The record is from RefSeq and is a predicted model, not a curated record. Gene Ontology annotation, cellular component: lysosome.
AUGGUAAGGCCUGUGUUUAUACUGGGUUUGAUCAGUGUUAUGCUAGUUGGUGGAUACAAACAUAGUUUUAACAUUCAUCUGAGUCUGGUGGAUGAUAAUGGCAGUGUACGAGUGUCCUCAGCAAAAGUGAUGAACUCGGAUGAUGAAAAACCUAAAACUAAUGAGACACCCAGUAAAAAUGAGCAACCAAGUUACAAUGGGUACAGUAGGAGUGGGAACACAAGUGUUAAUUCUGGGCCUUCAUAUGGGACUUACGGAAAUAGGAACAUUUCUGGCGUGAGUGAUUUGAGAAAGAAUGAUGCUGGAGUGAAAGGUGGCAGUGAAACGGCAUCUAGAAGUUCAAUUUUUGGGGCAUCAGUAAACAGAUAUAAUAGUGUUACUCCCUUGAAUGCCAGACAAAGCGUCACCCCCUCAACCAGUAAUUACGGAAGAAGCAGUACAGCACCGACCGUGGCCAAGUAUGGUAAACCGAUUCCGACCCCUAGUAAAACUAAACCAAGCUUUCCGAGAGUAGAUAGUAGAUACGGAAAGCCCAAUGCGACAUCGGCUAGCACGAGAACAUAUUCUACAACUUCCACAGCCAAGCCAUAUGUUACACCCUCCUUCACUAGACCUGUAAACAGAAGCACUGUGCCAACUACAGGUACAUCAACAAGUUAUAGUAGCGGUUACACGAACAAUCAGUGCAUUAUGAAUAGGAUCAACUGCUCCCUAACAGGUGUUAGUGGCGAAAAAAUGGAAAAUUGCUUGUCGUGUGCUAAUUUAAUUUAUCAUUCAAAAGAGUGUGACAAGUAUGAACCAUCAUCGUUUUUAUCAUUGUUUUCAAAAAAUGAUCAUAAACCCAGUUUGAACAGACAGGCUCAGUAUGGUAACUCGGAUAGCAGUUCAUUGUUGGAAGUAACAAAUGUUGACGAUUUUAAAUCAGAAGGUCUGGUACCGUUAAAUAUUGAGCCCAAAGUCUCAGUUCACGAGUUGCUAAAUUCGUACGACAACCAAAACCAUGUAAGGCCAAGAGACCCUUACUGUAACGAUGUUCGCUGCGUCAGACUGCUUGAUCCGGAAAGUUGUAUCUCGAAACUUCCAGCUCAGAACCAAUACACAUGUGGAAGUUGUUGGAUAUUUGCGAACACGUUGCAUUUGGAAAUACUGAUGUGUAUGGAGAGCAAGAUGAAAAGGGUCAGAAAACUAUCUGAGAUGUACAUCUCUUCUUGUUUGACCAUGAGUUCAAGAGACGCGUGCAGUGGCGGAAACACAUACCACUUUUCACAAAUCAUAUCUCAGUUUCAAUUUAUACCGAGCAAAGAUGAUUUAAAGUAUGACGUCCCCGUCAUGAACACUUGCCCUAGAUGGCAAAGUCAUUGGAGUAACCAGAAGCCAAACAUAGAAUUGUUAUCACCAGAAAACAACAAAUUAAACUCAUUCCGAGGAUUCAUAUUGAUCAAGAGACAUGAAUAUGAUAGUAGUGAGGAGUUUAUUAACCUAAUCAAGGACAUGGUUAAGGACAAAGGAAGUGCAGUUAUAAGUAUGAGGGGUCAAUCUGUUCUAAAACCUGAUCACGAUGGGAAAAAGGUACUAAAACUGUGUCACCAUAACCAGGGAACACAUGCCAUGGUCAUAAUCGGCUAUGGAUCCUAUUUUGACGAGAAUAGUGAGAAGAGGCGUUACUGGAACAUUAGGAACAGUUGGGGACCGAAUUGGGGAGACGAAGGCAAUUUUAAACUUGACAUGGAUGGACCUGAUGGCUGUAACGGCAAUGUUUUUGAAUAUGCCGUGGUUCUAAAUGUUAAAAUUCACAAAAAUUCCGACCAUGCCAAUUAUGGCUAUCUUCCCGAUAAGAUAAGUAAUCUUGGAAGUGGCAAGACCAAAAAGAUAAGUGUUAAGUUCAAUGAUAAGGUGUAUUCAAGAAUAUUUUUUGAAGAUGAGGGCGGUUCAAAUAGUCCUUAUGAUUGCAACCGGGUGUUCAGUAUUAACAAGAACAAGAACCAAGAGUGUGUUAACAAGUGCAAAAGGAACUUGAAACUAUGUAAGGGGUACGGUCCAAAGGAUAUUGGAGCUUGUCUAUUUUCAAUCGACCAUGACUACGACUGUAUGAUGUGCGGUGUUUAA